Messenger RNA from Zea mays, 2303 nucleotides. RefSeq names its product membrane-anchored ubiquitin-fold protein 1. The transcript has 4 exons. NCBI's taxonomy places the organism in Eukaryota, Viridiplantae, Streptophyta, Magnoliopsida, Poales, Poaceae. The coding region runs from base 533 to 889 and encodes 118 amino acids. Gene Ontology annotation, molecular function: protein binding. The record is from RefSeq and is a predicted model, not a curated record.
AUGUGGGGAUUUGCGCGAGCGGGUGGUGAACUGGUGAUGGUGAUGCUCGCUCGUAGUGCAUGUGCAUCCAUCCGACUUCCCAACAGCCUACCUCUCGCGUUCCAGGACAAAACGCAGUCUUGGCUCGGCAGCCGAGGCGAGAGGAGCCUUUGCCCACCUUUGCUCACUCGCUUCGCUUUCCAUCCUGUUGCGCGGCCGCGGCGCAGGUGCGGUUGGCCAUCACAGGCCAAGGACCCCUCUUCCUCUUCCCUUUGACCCACCACCGCCCCCCUCUUCCCUUCUUCCCCCACUGUCGCCGCUCCUCGUCUUCCACUCUCUCCACUUUGCUGCUUCUUCUCCCUUAUUAAUGCUCGUGGGCUCCUAUGAUCCGCCCUCCGCCGCGGGUUUCUUGAUCCAUCCCCGGCCCAAGGAAGCGGACCCCGGCGAACACUCCUGACAGAUUCGCCCGUCCGCCGCUCCCUCGAUUCGGUCCUCCCCGUCAGCGGCAGGUGUUUAGGACCUCUGCAGCAUAGCAUCUGGUCCGUCCCUGGAGAUGUCCGGCGUACAGGAGCAGUUCGAGAUCAAGUUCCGGCUGCCGGACGGCACCGACAUCGGACCCAGGCGGUUCCCGCCGGCGUCCACCGUCGCCACGCUCAAGGAGACCAUCAUCGCCCAGUGGCCCAAAGAUAAGGAAAAAGGUCCUAGGACUGUGAAUGAUCUUAAGCUUAUUAAUGCUGGGAAGAUACUGGAGAACAACAAAACCCUAUCAGAAUGCAAAAGCCCGAUUUGCGACUUCUCUGCGAUGACAACAAUGCAUGUCGUCAUCCGCGCACCGACUUCAAGCAAACAGUCUGAUAAAAGAGCAGAAAAGAAAGCGAAAAAUUUCAGGUGCGGUUGUGCCAUUAUGUGACAGCAUUGUGAAUAGUAGCAGAGAGAACGUGGCCAUUUCAGUUUUCUCCCUUUUUUUUUCCUGCUCUCGCUGGAGUGUUGUAUUAUGUUCGAGGCGCUUUCUCCUUUCAUUUUGUUUUGAAGUACCGCGUGCAAGCUUCAACAGCUGUCAAGUGCCCUUUAAUCGUGAGUGUGCAUCAAGCACAGAAUUAGAAGGCGGUUGGCUGCUAAUUACCCUUAAUCUUGAGUUUGUCAAGCACACAAUUUGAAGGCAGUCAUUAGCGUCGAAACUACGAUGUCCACCCUAUCCAAUCUUCCAUGGUUUCACGCUUCUCUUCUAUAUUUAUGCUACCCUGGGUGACAAAUGUUUAAUGUAUGCCUUCCAUGCUAGAUGAACUUUUUGGAACGCCAUUCUAACUCAUCAAUUUCUAUUCUGUAAAACUAAAACCAGUUGUAAUCUGCCAUAGAUCAGUAUGCUUGCUAUAUGGGAGUCACAUUGAUAUGUUUUGCAACUGUUGCUCAUACUCUAAAUUAGUAGUAGUUUAUUGCUGGUUCAUCUCAGUUUGCAUCAGCUACCGUAAGGUUUGUAUAGACCCAAGUUGGAUCACAAUGUAUCAGCAGGGCCGUUCCUGUAGGGGUGCCGAAGGUGCGGCCGCACCGGGCCCCCAAAAUUAGAGGCCCCCCUAGCCACUAGACGCUAGCAUUUUUUUCUGUUAAACCUAUCUAUUUUAAACACAAAUACGCAAUGAGCGAUGCAGUAUCAAUCAGUCUCGUUUGGAUUGUUAAAUUAAUGUCAAAAUGGCUUAUCGAAUACUCCAUUCGUUUCAAAAUAGUAUUUGUUUUAACUCUUAAUUUUUAUGUUUAUAUUCAACUAGAUGAUGAUGAAUCCACUAAAGAAGCAAAACGAAUUUAAUUUGAUAUAGAGAGAGUAUUAUUUACUAUACACACGAUGGUUGCAUCGUCAGAGAGAAACUUUUUAAAAUUGAAAUGUUUUUGUGGACUAUUUAUGGUCAACAAUAACUUAAGAGAGGUUAAAUGGCUUAGCGAUUCUAUAUAUCGAAAAAAGUUGUUGUAUGAAAUUGAUCUCAACGAUAUAAGUGAUGACUUCGUAUCACAAAAUGUUAGAAGAUAUUUUUAAUGGUAUCAGAUGAGAAGUAAGUGUUUUGGCUAUAUUUUACAUUUGUUAUUUUAUAAACAUCAAAAAGUGCAUAAUAAUUUUUAUACGCCAAAUAUUCGAUAUUGUAUGUAUAAUUAUAUAUAUUUGUGUGUAGAUGGGCCCUCCAUAUCGGAUUUCGCACUGGGCCCCUGAAAAGUCAGGAACGUGUAUCCGUUUUUAUCGAAGCUUUCAUUUUUGUGCUUAUCCUAGUUGUUGGUUUAGUUUAUGCAUGGCGAAAAGGAGCCUUGGAAUGGUCUUAACUGAAUAUUCAGAAAAAAAA